This is a messenger RNA of Striga asiatica, 4019 nucleotides long. The record is from the annotation of a GenBank genome assembly. NCBI's taxonomy places the organism in Eukaryota, Viridiplantae, Streptophyta, Magnoliopsida, Lamiales, Orobanchaceae.
CCCAUUUGCACACAUUUCACGCUCGUCGCGUAACUGCAGACGCUAUCCUACACUCUGCAGUCUGCACAGCUCAAGCUGAUUCGCUUAACCCCCUUUUCAGUUCUCCCCAUUUAAUACCAAACCCUAACCCUAUUUCUUUCCAAUUAACCAGCGAUUUGUCUUCAACUCGGUGAUCUCUGUACUCGGCGUCUACACAAUUGCAUUGCGGGCUGAAGAAGGCCGACAUGGAUCCGCAGGCGAACAAUCUCUACGAGACGGCGUCGCAGCCGGACACCGGGAACGACGCAUACACGUUUCUGGAAUUCAACACUCAGGGCGAGGAGGACUUCGAUUACCCUGAAUUUCAAGAGCUCCCGCAGCGUAUUCGAUCAUCUGCCACCGCCUGGCCCACACCAUCCGAUUCCGUGUCAGCUGCGGAGGUUCCUUCCUCAUCGGAAGCUUCUCAGUCGUCCAAUAAACCCCGUGACCGCGCCAGUGCGGGUGGAAUUAGCAACAUCAGCGUGAAUAAUAGUAAUAACAGCAAGGAGGCGGGGGUCGUGGAGGCAUUGGCAGCAGGGAUGGGCGGCCUGAACUUUGAAGACACCGGAGGUGAUGAUGAGGUCUUCGAGUAUGGGGAGGGAGACUUUACCGAGCAUGCUUGCAGGUAUUGCGGGGUCGCGAAUCCAGCUUGCGUGGUGAGGUGCAAUGUGCCAUCCUGUAGGAAAUGGUUCUGUAAUUCACGAGGGAAUACUUCUGGUUCUCAUAUUGUCAGUCAUCUGGUGAGAGCCAAGCACAAGGAAGUUUGCCUUCACAAAGACAGUCCCUUGGGAGAAACGAUUCUUGAGUGUUAUAACUGUGGUUGUCGAAAUGUUUUCCUUCUUGGGUUUAUAUCUGCAAAGACGGAAAGUGUUGUUGUUCUCCUCUGUAGGGAACCCUGUCUGAGUGUUAAUGCACUAAAGGACAUGAAUUGGGACCUGAGUCAGUGGUGCCCGCUAAUUGAUGAUAGAUGUUUCUUGCAGUGGUUAUUAAAGGUCCCAUCUGAACAAGAACAGUUGAGGGCUCGACAAAUUACUGCCCAGCAGAUAAAUAAAAUAGAAGAGCUUUGGAAAACAAAUCCUGAUGCAACUUUGGAAGAUCUUGAGAAGCCUGGCGUGGAUGAUGAGCCUCAAUCUGUAGCCUUGAAAUAUGAAGAUGCUUAUCAGUAUCAAAAUGUUUUUGCCCCUCUCAUCAAGCUUGAAGCAGACUAUGAUAAGAUGAUGAAAGAGUCUCAAAGCAAAGACAGCAUAACAAUUAGAUGGGAUAUUGGUCUUAACAAGAAGCGGAUUGCUUAUUUUGUCUUUCCUAAGGAAGAUAAUGAGUUGCGCCUUGUACCUGGUGAUGAGUUACGCCUACGAUAUUCAGGUGAUGCGGCUCAUCCCUCCUGGCAGUCCGUGGGUCAUGUGAUAAAAUUGACUGCACAAGAGGAGGUUGCUCUUGAACUUGUUACAAGUCAGGGUGCUCCUGUGGAUGUGAACCAUGGUUUUAGUGUUGAUUUUGUUUGGAAGAGCACGAGUUUUGACCGGAUGCAGGGGGCCAUGAAGACUUUUGCUGUGGAUGAAACUAGUGUCAGUGGGUACAUUUAUCAUCAUCUGCUUGGCCAUGAAGUUGAGAUGCAGAUGGUUCGCAAUACUUUGCCUCGUCGAUUUGGUGCACCUGGUCUUCCAGAACUUAAUGCAUCUCAGGUUUUUGCCGUCAAGAGUGUCUUACAAAAGCCUAUUAGUCUCAUCCAAGGUCCACCUGGAACUGGUAAAACUGUGACAUCUGCUGCUAUCGUUUAUCACAUGGCAAAACAAGGCCAGGGGCAGGUUUUGGUCUGUGCUCCAAGUAAUGUGGCUGUUGAUCAACUUGCUGAAAAGAUAAGCGCCACUGGUUUGAAGGUGGUAAGAUUAUGUGCAAAAUCAAGGGAAGCUGUUAGUUCUCCUGUUGAGCAUCUAACAUUGCAUUAUCAGGUCAGACAUCUAGAUACAUCUGAAAAGAGUGAGCUCCACAAGUUACAGCAACUGAAAGAUGAACAAGGAGAAUUGUCCAGCAGCGACGAGAAAAAAUACAAAGCACUCAAGCGAGCCACUGAAAGGGAGAUAUCUCAGAGUGCUGAUGUUAUCUGUUGUACAUGCGUUGGGGCUGGGGAUCCUCGGUUAGCUAAUUUUAGAUUCCGCCAGGUUCUUAUUGAUGAAUCAACCCAGUCAACAGAACCUGAGUGUCUUAUUCCAUUGGUUCUUGGAGUAAAGCAGGUUAUUCUUGUGGGAGACCAUUGUCAGCUUGGUCCUGUCAUUAUGUGCAAGAAAGCUGCUCGGGCUGGGUUAGCCCAAUCUCUGUUUGAGAGACUUGUGCUUCUUGGUGUGAAACCGAUUAGGUUGCAGGUCCAGUAUAGGAUGCAUCCCGCUCUUUCAGAGUUUCCUUCUAAUAGCUUUUACGAAGGUACUCUUCAAAAUGGAGUGACAAUAAAUGAAAGGCAAUCACCUGGCAUUGAUUUCCCUUGGCCAGUGCCAAACCGUCCCAUGUUCUUUUAUGUCCAGAUGGGACAAGAGGAGAUAAGUGCUAGCGGAACAUCAUAUCUAAAUAGGACUGAGGCUGCGAAUGUUGAGAAAAUUGUGACCACUUUCUUGAAGAGUGGUGUUGUUCCUAGUCAGGUGGCAAGCGUAGAUUCAUUUCAAGGCAGGGAAAAGGACUAUAUAAUUUUGUCUUGUGUUAGGAGUAAUGAACAUCAGGGCAUUGGUUUCCUCAAUGAUCCACGCCGACUUAAUGUUGCCUUGACACGUGCUCGUUAUGGUAUUGUCAUCUUGGGAAACCCUAAGGUUCUCAGCAAGCAACCUCUUUGGAAUGGCUUAUUAACACACUACAAGGAGCACGAAUGCUUGGUCGAAGGACCUCUGAAUAACCUAAAGCAGAGUAUGGUUCAAUUCCAGAAGCCCAAAAAGAUAUACAAUGAACGGAGACUUUUCUAUGGUGGGGGACAAGGACUUGUUCCCAACGAUGCUUUUGGAUCUGCUGCCUCGAGUCCAACUGGUGACAGGAGGGGUCCUCGCUCCAGAGGUUCAUACAUGCCACCUGGCCCACCCAAUGGUGCUCAUAAGCCUGGUAUGCAUCCUUCUGGUUAUGCACUGCCUCGGGUACCCCUUCCUUCAUACCCUCCUUCACAACCUUAUGCCAUUCCCACUCGUGGUGCUGUGCAUGGACCUGUUGGAGCCGUAGCGCAAAUCCCACAGCCUGGAAGCAGAGGAUUUGGUGGUACUGGGCGUGGAAAUUCCAGUGCGCCAAUAGGCAGUCAUCUUCCGCAACAGCAAGGCAUGCAAGCCCCCAUUGGAAGUGCUUCUAACUUCAAUUUCCCAUCUAUGGAGAAUGCUGGUAGUCAUGCUGGACCACUGUCUCAACCUGGCUACAUUUCUAAUGUGACGGGCCAAGGGCCUAGCCAAACUUAUAGAGAUGGAUUUUCUAUGGGUGGCAUGUCUCAGGAAUUCUUGGGUGAUGAUUUUAAAAGCCAGGGGUCACAUGUCCCUUAUAAUGUUGCUGAAUUCUCUACACAGGCUUCUCCGGGUGGAUAUGCUGUUGACUAUGUUGCACAAGGUGCUCAAGGUGGGUUUCCUGGGAGCUUUCUAAACCAGAAUUCUCAAGCUGGAUAUGCUCGUUUUGCCCCAGGAAAUGACUACAUGUCUCAGGAGUAUAUGGCCCAAGGUUCACAAGGAUUGUUUACACAGGGUGCAUUCAAUGAUCAGUCUCAAGAGGAUGCUUCUCAAAAUCACUUUGGUUUGGCAAGUACCAAUCUUCAGUCUCAGAAUUUGCUCAAUCCCAUGUAUUCACAGCCAUUUACACACUACAACAGUCAGCCUUUAAAUGUACAAACUUCUUCUCAGCAACAGAAUUCACCACAGCAGCCUCAAGAAUACUGGCUUGUCAAUACUAUCUGCUCCAAGGAUGGUUCUAAAGCUUGGGAAGAUAUCGGGCCAACUGAUGACACAAGUUUUUGGUGGAUGAUUAUUCUGAAACAAGAAUCAAAUUUUUAA